Messenger RNA from Rubroshorea leprosula, 777 nucleotides. The record is from the annotation of a GenBank genome assembly. Lineage: Eukaryota; Viridiplantae; Streptophyta; Magnoliopsida; Malvales; Dipterocarpaceae.
GUAGUUUUAGUUCAAUAGUAAUAUUCUUUCGUAUAAGAAAGGUGCUAUAUUUGAGGUCAUUAUUGGAUAUGAUUUAUGCUGGGUAAUGUGAGCAUUUUACUUUAUAGAUGUUAUUAUUGAUACUCUCUUUGCAAGUUAAGACACACAAGCAGAUGGACGUUGCACAAAAAAUUUUGAUGAAACCUUGAACAAUUUCCUGCUCCUAGCUCUAAUGAACUGUUCAAUUGGGUGUGCAGAGAAAGACUCUGAAGAAAAGUCCGGAGGCCAACUUCGGAAGGUCAGGGGCAGAGAUGCAAGAGAUUAGGAAGGAUCCACAAAACAUCAAAGAAAGGCCGAAACAAAGAAGGACGGGGACAAAAAAUCUGAAGGCCAACUUCCUAAGUUUGAAGGCAGAGAUAGAAGAGAUUAGAAAGGAUCAACAAAACAUCAAAGAACGGCAGCAACAAGUGAUAGAAAGACCAGAAGCAAUUACAGCUGAAUUUGCACAACUCAGGAAUGAAAUUGCACAACUCAGGAAUGAACUCAGGAAUGAAAUUGCAGCAGGACUCAGGAACGAAAUUGCAGCAGGACUCAGGAACGAAAUUGCAGCAGCACGACUCAGGAACGAAAUUGCAGCACGACUCAGGAAUGGAAUUGCUUCCAGCAAUCUUAAUCUCAAUUUCAAUCAAAACAUGUCCAAUUGCUUCGUACAAUGAUGGCAAGGGCAGAACGUGCACAUUCGGCGGUCAAUGUAAAUGACAAAUGCUCUUCCAAGUGUGUCCGCCCCCAAUGCAGAGU